AUGAACACUCUCCAAGCUCAAGACUUUCCACAGAUUCUGGAAUGCAUCGAGGAUCAGAAGCGAAUGCUUCGCAAUGCCCAAUCCUAUGCUGGGCAACGACCUGCCCGAAAAAAUGAACCAAAGCCAGCAGUGCAGUCCUGGCUCCUUGCAGACCUCCACGUCGUUCAUUCCAGCGCCCUACCCACCCUGUACCCGGCCAUUUUGCGAGCUGGAAAAGUCCUGUUCAACAACCUCGUGCUCGAAACCCAUCACAGAGGCACAUAUCUCCUAGUUCGAGUACUCACCCCUCAGAAUCGAAUGACUGCCGUCAUGGCCAUUGUGGAGGACGAAAAGAGCGAGGUUUUUUUGCUCCAGCUCUAUCAUCAGGUUGAGAUGACGGAAGACAUUCUUGUCCCUGGCGGAAUAUUGAUCAUCAAAGACCCAUACCUGAAGCUCACCGCUGAUGGUCGGCACGGAUUGCGCGUCGACCACGUCUCCGAUGUUGUUUUCCUACUGGCGCAUGACAAACGCGUUCCCUCCUGUUGGCACUCGGAGCUCACGAACCCCCAGCUCAAGAGCGCCGACUUUUGGAAAACAAAGGGAAACGAAUUUUUUGGUCAAUCAAGAUAUCAGGCCGCAGUUGAACAAGCUCUGGAUUCCUCCCCCAGAGCCGAUGAGUGCCACAUCAUCAAGCUCAACCGAUCCCUGGCAUUUCUCAGAACCAACAGCUUUGAUGCAGCUCUUGUGGAUGUCAACUCUGUGUUGGAAGUUGUCAACGGCAAGACCAAGGAGAAAGCUCUGUUUCGCAAAGCCCAGGCACUGUACAGCCUCCAGAGAUAUCGGGAGUGUUGUGAGGCUCUCAAAGCCCUUUGCCUUGACUACCCCGACAAUGCAGCAGCCAAGGUUAAACUCAGCGAGGCAGUGAGUCGGCUUGCUGAACAGACCACCGGUAAAUACCAAUUCAAGAAGCUUCAUGCAGAGGCUGCUCGCCUUCGCCCGCCUCAGCUCGACCAUGCAACAUACAUUGGCCCCGUCGAGAUUCGUCAGUCUGGAUCCCGUGGGAGGAACCUUUUCACCACCAAAGCAGUCAAGACAGGUGAUCUUUUGUUUUGUGAAAAGGCUGGUGAUAAUCUCCUGAUUGACGUCAAUGCCAACUGCUUCACCUCUGGAGCCCAGCCGGAACUCAUCACCAUCCUCGUGCAAAAGCUUUACCGGAAUCCCUCUCUGACUUCUGCGGUCAAGGGCCUCCACUGCGGCUCAUAUUCGCCCGUUCAGGGCACCUUUGACAUCAUUGACGGAAUGCCAGUCAUUGACUCGUUUCUCCUCACCCGCAUCCUCCUCUUGAACAGUUUCGGCUGCAAAUUUCCGGAAAAAGCUGGUGCUCUCAAGCGGCCGGUAGGAAUUGACCGCCUCGGCAACCUAUUUCCCUCGCUGGGUCUUUGGACCUUUGCAUCUCAUAUGAACCAUUCCUGUCUGAGCAACGCCUUCCGCUCCUUCAACGGGGACAUGAUGAUCGUACGUGCGAUUGCGGACAUUCCUGUCGAUGCCGAGAUCACCAUUCAGUACUUGAACCCCUUCAAUCCGCAACAUCAGCAAAAGUAUAUCAUAAACUGGGCUUUUGUCUGCGACUGUGCCAUGUGUGAGGAUGAUGACCACACAAGCGACAUAGUUAUUGCCAAAAGGAAGAGACUGGGAGAGUCACUUCAACAGUUGCUCCGUCUCCUGUCUCGGCGUGGCGGCUCUUCCGGCACUGCGAGCAUUGCAAGCCUGAUUCGCAAGAGCAGCGACCUGCUCGCCGAGAUGGAGGAGACAUACAUCAAGCCCGCGGAGGGGGUGCCGCGCCUGACCCUAUGGGUUGGCUACCGGGACUUCGCGUGCGCAUUAACAUUGACAGGAGCAGGCCUUAGUUCCAACUCCCAAAAGGCGAUCGAGAUUGGCUUGAAGGCUCUGCGAUGCCUGGGGUUUGUGAUCGAGGGUGGAAGUUUGGGGUCAAAUCAAGGGUUGGUUGUGAAAAAAUGGGGGUAUAUGGAGCCCGGAGAGCUUGACUGUUGGAUCUGUCUAAAGACUGCCUAUGACUGUACCGGAUCUCAUGAGCUGGCGCUGGCAGCUGAGGGGUGCGCAAAGGUGUGUUACAGAAUUCAGCUCGGGGAAGCUGAGACUUUUCAGUGA
Molecule: messenger RNA, 2148 nt
Organism: Podospora anserina S mat+
Lineage: Eukaryota; Fungi; Ascomycota; Sordariomycetes; Sordariales; Podosporaceae
Exons: 5
Coding region: 1-2148 (715 amino acids)
Molecular function (GO): protein binding
Source: RefSeq, a predicted model, not a curated record